Messenger RNA from Drosophila innubila, 2523 nucleotides. RefSeq names its product epidermal growth factor receptor kinase substrate 8-like protein 1. The transcript is spliced from 6 exons. Gene Ontology annotation, biological process: regulation of Rho protein signal transduction; Rho protein signal transduction. Lineage: Eukaryota; Metazoa; Arthropoda; Insecta; Diptera; Drosophilidae. Gene Ontology annotation, molecular function: actin binding. Gene Ontology annotation, cellular component: plasma membrane. The record is from RefSeq and is a predicted model, not a curated record. Bases 49 to 2289 code for a protein of 746 amino acids.
UUGCCGAUCCAAGGACCAGGAAAUAGUCAUAAUUUCGGCUUAAUUAACAUGGUCAACCAUCAUUCGAAUGGUGGCGGCAGCGCCGGAAACAGCAGCGGAGGUGCUCAUGGAGGUGGCGGUGAUUACUCCGGAGAUGAUCGCAGUGGCGGCGAGGAACGGGAGCGUCUGGAUGGCGAUCUACAUGAUAAGCCCACAUAUCUGCUGGAACAUCUGGCCACGUUCACUGUCAACAAGGAAUCGGGCAUUGUUUAUCCGGCUGAUGGCAUGCGAAGACUCUUGCAGCUGGAGAAGACUACGGGAAUUUGGUCACAAAAGAUGCAACUUUGUUUAGACUACCAGUGGGUCCUUAUCAUGGACUACGAGACGGGGGUAGAUUUUCAUCUGUUCCGCAAUUCUCAACAGUCACAAAGCGUGUCUGCCGUGCACUUGGUGGAGGAUCUGAAGCUGCUGCGCAGCGGCAAGAUGAUCACACAGCAGCGAGGUGCCACGCCCACACAGCAUGCGGGAGGCGGAGGAGGAGGAGGAGGCGCCUCCAGCUCUGGCUUGGCAAUGAUGAUGAGCAAAACAUCAUCAUCAUCGUCGCACAGUCGAGCCGAACACCAUCAGCGGGAACAGCGCGAUCGGGAGCGCGGCAGGGAGCGGGAAAGGGAACGCGAACGGGAAAGGGAGCGAGAGAGAGAGCGAGAUCAUCAACUGCAACUGCAGUAUGGCAUGCGGGCGGCAUCAGGUGGAGUUGCCGGAGUUGGAGGUGGCGGAGGCGGAGUCGAUCACAAUGGCGAAACGGAUUCGGAGCAUGGCGUCGGAGGCAAUGAUCGCGACGAGACGAGCUCCACAUCCAGCGAGAAGUACGAGAGAGACGUUGCCGUGCUGAAUCAUUGCUUCGAUGAUAUUGAAAAGUUCAUUGCACGUCUGCAACAUGCGGCUGCCGCAUCCAGGGAACUGGAGAGACGUCGUCGCAAUCGCAAGUCAAAGAAACGUGAUCCGGGAGAGGGAUUGCUCACUUUGAGGACACGACCGCCGCAUGAGAAGGAGUUUGUGGACAUCUUUGCCAAAUUUAAACUUUCAUUCAAUUUGCUGGCCAAGUUGAAGGCACACAUCCAUGAUCCCAAUGCGCCGGAGUUGGUGCAUUUUCUAUUUACGCCACUGGCACUGAUUGUGGAGGCGUCGAGUGAUACGUAUUAUGAGUCGCAGCUACCCUCGCGUGUUGUUAAUCCGCUCCUGACGCGCGAGGCCAUCAAUUUGCUAAUCAACUGUGUGACCAGCAAGGAGACGGAACUGUGGCGUUCCUUGGGCGAUGCCUGGGUGAUACCACGUGACCAGUGGAAGGAGGAUGUUGGCAGCUAUCAUCCCGUAUUUCUUGAUGGCUGGUCACCCGAUUAUUUAGUCAUCGACGAGCUGGAAACUCCAUCUCCGCCGACACAUGUCAACAGCAAACGACGCCUUGAUGUGCAGACUGGUCCAGGAGCAGCACUUGGACUCAAUGGACGAGGCGCUGCCGUAGGUGGAUACGAUGAUUACGAUACCAAUGGAAUUGGCAUCUCACUCAGCGAGAAGUACACCAUUCAUCAUGGCAAUGAUCGCGAUCGAGAUCGUGAUCGUGAUAGAACUCCCGAUUUUAAUGCUCGCAGCGAGCUCUCCUUUGAUUCCAUUGAGCGGGGCGGCAGCGGUGGAGGCGUCCAGUCCAGCAGUGCAGCAGCUGGCCAUGGACACGGUCCAGGAGCUCAGGGACCUACACUUAGCGCAAUCACAGCGGGUCUGCAGAAUCUGCACACGCGGGAGUCUCGCAACGUUGGCGGAGGAGCAGGAGGUAACUAUGGAGCGGUUCCUGGAGGCGCCUCGGAAAUAUCUGUAGCUGCUGCUCGAGGUGUGGGCAGCCCCAAUGCCAGCGAGGAUCAGCUGUUGGAGGCGUGGCUUGAGGAUCUGCAGUCGACGGGCGCCAAAGUUGUGCUGGUCACCUACCCCCGCACCGCCAACAACGACAAGGAGCUGAGCGUCAUGCGCGGCGAAUACUUGGAGAUCCUGGAUGACACACGCAAGUGGUGGAAGGCGCGCAAUAUGAGAGGACAGGUGGCCCACGUUCCCCACACGAUUGUCACGCCCUUCAAUUAUGGCGACGGCGAGGGCAACGGUCAAUUCUACGGCCAACAGCAGGCGGGAGGAACGAGCAAGUCCCGUCAUUUAACAGGUGGCAAUAUGGACAAUGCAAACAUGGAUCAACGCUCUCCGGAUGCAACGGAUAUGAUUCGUAGCAAGCACUUGGGCAAAAAGGGCGAGUUUCGUUACUUUUAGUGGAGAAAUGACGUAAUGGGAAAUAUACCUAAAUAUAAAUACGACUGCGGAUCAAAGAUGAUAUCAACGUAGCGCGUGGAUCUGUUUCUAUUUGUAUAUGUGUGCGUGUUGAAAUGGAAACUCGAAACUAACCAUAAGACUAAUUAUAAGUUGUAUUUCGUUGAGUGGACCCGGCGAGAGCAAUAGAUUGUUUUUAAUAAAGCCUUGUCUUUGCAAUAACUAAAGGAACCCAAA